GGAGGGACGAGGCAGUGCAAGAGAAGACAGCCAGGUUUCAGUCUAGUCCCGCUUGUUGAGCAGCAGCAGCUCACUUGUCUGAGCCUGCAUGAACUGUGAUAAACUGCCGACACUCCCCCGUGACUUGUAACGCCUGUUUCGGUCUCCGGAGGUGAGGACAGGUCUGCAGGCUCCGGAGCGGCUCUCCACCACCGAAACCUUCUUAUUCACCAAGAUAAGAAGGGAGACAGAGAGAGAGAGUCAUGGAUAAAAGAAAAGAAAUGAUAAGCAGCUAGCGCCUGUAGGGAAGUAAGCUUAGGGAAAGAGUGAGAAACAAGACGAAGUGUCGGGAGAAGGAGGAAGAGCAGGAUGGGGAUGGAUUUCAGCACUCUGCGGACCCUCAUCAGCCGAUAUUGUGUGGGUGAGGAGAACUGGGUGGACAACAGGACAGUUUACAUUGGACAUAAAGAGCCUCCUCCAGGAACGGAGGCCUUCAUACAACAAAGAUAUCCUGACAACAGAAUAGUGUCUUCCAAGUACACAUUUUGGAACUUCAUCCCCAAGAACAUGUUUGAGCAGUUCAGAAGGGUCGCCAACUUUUACUUUCUCAUCAUAUUUCUGGUUCAGUUGAUCAUCGACACCCCCACGAGUCCAGUCACGAGCGGACUGCCUCUCUUCUUUGUCAUCACAGUCACGGCCGUAAAACAGGGAUAUGAGGACUGGUUGAGACACAAAGCAGACAAUUCUGUCAACCACUGUCCCGUCCACGUGGUGCAGCAUGGGAAAGUGGUCCGCAAGCAGAGUCGCAAGCUCAGGGUUGGAGACGUGGUCUUGGUGAAAGAGGAUGAGUCUUUUCCAUGCGAUCUCAUCCUUCUUUCCUCGUCUCGAGAUGAUGGGACAUGUUUUGUUACGACAGCCAGCCUGGAUGGAGAGAGCAGCCACAAGACGUAUUAUGCAGUUCAGGACACCAAAGCUUACAACACAGAGCAGGAGGUGGACUCCAUCCAUGCCACUAUUGAAUGUGAACAACCUCAGCCAGACCUGUACAAAUUUGUGGGCCGCGUCAACGUCUACAUGAACAAUGAGCCAGUGGCCAGGCCACUGGGAUCCGAGAACCUGCUGCUCCGAGGAGCCACACUCAAGAACACUGAAUACAUCUAUGCUGUUGCCAUCUACACUGGCAUGGAAACCAAGAUGGCUCUGAACUACCAGUCCAAGUCUCAGAAAAGAUCCGCGGUGGAAAAAUCAAUGAAUGCGUACCUGGUGGUGUACCUGUGCAUCCUCAUCAGCAAAGCCCUCAUCAACACGGUGCUAAAGUACGUGUGGCAGGCCGACCCCAACAGAGACGAGCCCUUUUACAACGACAGGACGGAAACUGAGAGGCAGAGACACAUCCUUAUCAGGGCGUUCACAGACUUUUUGGCCUUUAUGGUUCUCUUCAACUACAUCAUUCCCGUCUCGAUGUACGUUACCGUGGAAAUGCAGAAGUUCCUGGGCUCCUACUUCAUCAUGUGGGAUGACGAGAUGUUUGAUGAGGAGCUGAAAGAGAGAGCCGUGGUCAACACAUCAGACCUGAAUGAGGAGCUGGGGCAGGUGGAAUAUAUAUUCACAGACAAGACGGGGACUUUGACAGAGAACAACAUGGAGUUCAUCGAGUGUUGUGUGGAUGGACACGUUUAUGUUCCUCAUGCCAUCUGUAAUGGACAGGUGAUGCCUGGUGCUGCUGGUAUGGACAUGAUUGACACAUCGCCUGGACCUGAAGCCAAGGAGCACGAGGAGCUGUUUUUCCGUGCGUUGUGUCUGUGCCACACGGUGCAGGUGAAAGAGGAGGAGACGGUAGACGGGAUCAAGCAUGGCAUUCACCAGGGAAAGUCCACUUCCUUCUACAUUUCCUCAUCUCCAGACGAGGUGGCGCUAGUGGAGGGCAUGAAGAGGCUUGGUUUCACCUAUCUGAGACUGAAGGACGGUCAGAUGGAAAUCUUAAAUCGGGAUGAUGAGAUAGAAAGGUUUGAGCUGCUAGAAGUUUUGACAUUUGAUUCAGUCAGACGAAGGAUGAGCGUCAUUGUCAGGGCCAGGAACGGAGAGGUGUAUCUGUUCUGUAAAGGUGCCGACUCCUCCAUAUUCCCCAGAGUUAUCUCAGGCAAGGUGGAUGAGGUCAAAGCUCGGGUGGAGCACAACGCAGUGGAGGGUCUGAGGACACUUUGUGUGGCUUAUCGGCCUCUGAGCACAGAACAGUACGAGCAGGUCUGUCAUCAGCUGAGCAUGGCCAAGUUGGCGCUACAGGACAGAGACAAACGCCUGGCCGAGGCUUACGACCUCAUUGAGACUGACCUCAUACUGCUGGGAGCCACUGCAGUGGAGGACAGGUUGCAAGAAAAAGCAGCCGACACCAUCGAGUCCCUCCACAAGGCUGGUAUGAAGGUGUGGGUGCUGACCGGGGAUAAGAUGGAGACCGCGGCUGCAACCUGCUAUGCCAGCAAGCUGUUUCACCGCCACACCCAGAUCCUGGAGCUGACCACCAAGCGUACGGAGGAGCAGAGCCUUCAUGAUGUCCUGUUUGACCUGAGCAGGACAGUCCUCAGACAUUAUGGAGAAAUAACCAGGGACAUCUCUGGGUUGUCGGGUGACUGUACUGACUAUGGCCUAAUAAUUGAUGGAGCCACCCUCUCCGCGGUGAUGAGGCCCGGACAGGAAGACUCAAACUCAGGGAAUUAUAAAGAGAUCUUCCUGGAAAUCUGCCGUAACUGCAGUGCAGUCCUCUGCUGUCGAAUGGCGCCGCUUCAGAAAGCGCAGAUUGUCAAGAUGAUCAAAGCCUCCAAAGAGCACCCAAUCACGCUGGCCGUUGGAGACGGUGCGAAUGAUGUCAGCAUGAUCCUGGAGGCCCAUGUUGGCAUUGGUAUUAUGGGUAAGGAGGGACGCCAGGCGGUGAGAAACAGUGAUUACGCCAUCCCAAAGUUUAAACACCUCAAAAAGAUGCUGCUCGUCCAUGGACACUACUACUACAUACGCAUCUCAGAGCUUGUGCAAUACUUCUUCUACAAGAAUGUGUGUUUCAUCUUCCCCCAGUUCCUCUACCAGUUCUUCUGUGGCUUCUCUCAACAACCGCUGUACGAUACAGCCUACUUGACUCUGUACAACAUCAGCUUCACGUCGCUGCCCAUCCUGCUCUACAGUCUUAUGGAGCAGCACAUUAAUAUGGACAUCCUGAAGAAGGAUCCCUCUCUCUAUAGAGAUAUUGCGAAGAACUCUUUGUUGAGGUGGCGCAUCUUCAUAUAUUGGACGGUCCUGGGUGUAUACGAUGCCAUCGUGAUGUUUUUCGGGGCUUACUUCCUGUUUGACAACACCACGUUCACCAGCAACGGACAGCUAAUGACAAGCAACACACAGAUGAUGUUUGGAAACUGGACGUUUGGGACGCUGGUCUUCACUGUGCUCGUCUUCACUGUUACAUUCAAGUUGGUUCUGGACACGCAUUACUGGACAUGGAUCAACCAUUUUGUCAUCUGGGGCUCACUGGUCUUCUUUGUGGUCUUCUCUCUCUUGUGGGGUGGAAUUAUCUGGCCUUUCCUCAACUACCAGAGGAUGUAUUACGUGUUCAUGCAGAUGCUGUCCAGCGGUCCAGCCUGGCUCAGUAUAAUCCUGCUGAUAACAGCCAGUCUGCUGCCAGAUGUGGUGAAGAAAGUGAUCUGCAGGGCUCUGUGGCCCACCACGACUGAACGCAUACAGAAUGCUGACAAACUCUACAAGGGCCAGCUGUCGGAGUUCACCCCUCUGGCGUCUCUCCACGCCCCACCCAAGGCUGGCAGGCACCGGCGAGGCUCAGAAAACCAAAGGAACGAGCUGAACCCCCGAAGGUCUGAACCCUUUAACAAGAAAGUCAUGUUCACACGCUGGCAAAGAACGCCAGACUACAGCACCUUCAGUCCCCUCCUCCGAUUUGCGGAUGGCUCCUGCCGCUAUAUCCCGGCGAAUGCCUACAGCGAGGCAGGGCCUGAGACCUCAGUCUAAUUUAUUUGUUUUUUGCAAUUUUCUUGUUAAUGUACUAAUAUCAAAUGCAAGGACAUCUGCUGUAUUUGGAGCUAAACCGAACAAGCGUGACUCAGAUGUAUUGUUUGGAAGUAAGGUCUUCCAAAAGUAACGGGAUACUUUCCAUUACUGACAACCGGAGUCACAGUGAGAACUGUGCUGCUUUUACCAGGUAGUUCAUUUUAGGAGUUCACACUGCUCCCAGGCAAGUGUGGCACAAAUAACUUUGGGACAGAUCAGCAAAGGAGUCCGGCCACAAAGCCUAAAUUUACCACCGUAACUUGCAAAGGGCUUAUUGUGUUGAUGUCACCGGAAAAAGAAAAAGACACAGACUCGAGAGCUGUGAUUUUGCACUACGAAUGUGUGCACUGUUCUUUUACAUCUCUCUGCCUUUAGCAGCAGCUGAAGUGUACUUUUUUUUUUGUUUGUUUUAAUUUAAUUUGUUGUGACUGGAAUUGAUGAUGAUAAUGAUGAGGUGUCAUUUCCAUCUGUCUGACCAAACAUUUUCUUAUUCAACCAUCUCUCUCUGUCUCCUCUCUGUCUGACCUGCCUCUUUUUAGGAAUAACUGGUGUUGCCUGUGUGCAAACUUAUUAUCCAGAAACACUCCCUAGGACUCUGCGGGUCUGAUCAACAUUGUAAGAAGGCAUGGAGUAGAGGAGGAAAGCAUGAAUGUCGGAAAACUCAGUUGGCUCUUUUUUCCUUGUUGAUUAUAUGAUGAAGGAAAAAGAAAAAAAAAGCCAACUUUAAAUCCACAUUAAGCUUUCCUUAGCUGUAGGUAGUAUAGCGUGUUUGGGAUAGAUCUAUGUGAGUGAAUGUUAGAAGGAUGUGUUUGUUUGUAUUCAUUGCUACAGUAUUUAUAUCUAGUAUCCUUCAGCAUAUAUAAUACACACAUACAAUCUUUCCUUACGGUUCAUUAUUUAGUGAUUGUUUUGUAGAAAUGGCAAAUGAUGACUUCAUACAGUAUCUGUAGCCUUAAUGUUGCCUUUAUUAAAACAUGAUUUUUCACUAAAAUCCUUUACCAAAGAAACUGAAAGUAUAACCUCCUAUAUAUUUGAUCAUAUAUAGGAUAUAUAUUAUAUUUAAUCAGUAUGUUUCCUAAAAGAUUAAAGCAGUCGCUACACUGAAUGUAGAAUGUAUUGGUUAAGUAGAAGCACUUAACAAAAACAAACAAAAAAACAUUUAAAAUACUGUAUGUCCUUUAGUAAUGAGAUUUUAAAACAAGAAAGCCAUUCCUCUUAUUUGUAAGUGCCCCAAACUAUUUAUUGCCUUUAAGUAAAGAGCUUUCUGACAUUAGUGUACUGACUAUACACAUUUACUGGUAAAAACAUGCACAAAUUUGCAUUUCUCUCUAUGCAAAGAAAUCAUAACAGCUGUAAUUCUGUUGUCAGAAGUAUCCUUUUACAAAUACAGGAGACAUGUUGUCAUGUUAUCAUGUAAUAUAAAAAUACAAACCUGUCAUUUUCUGAAGUUGUAAUUUUCUUUGCAACACAAGAUUUAGUCCUACCUAUGUCGGGUUGGGCAGUUAUGACGAGCGUAGUUUGAAAAUAGCAAAAGAUUUACUUUAAAUGUAAUUCACGUUUUGGUUAAAUGUGCCCCUCUCUUUUUAUAAGCCAAACAGAUGCUAAACACACACCUGUCAACCUCCUCCAGACACGUUUUAGAAAUUCAUCGAGCUGAGAUUGAUUUCUGGGAGAAAACAGAAGCAAAAAUAGAGAACAAAAAACAUUCAUUCAUGGACCAGAGCAGCACAAGCACAAGACAGGAUAUCUUUCAAGUCCUUUAAGUCUUUUAAGGUGAUACGCCAACAGUUUUAGCAACCUCAAACUUUCAAUGGGGUAAAUAUUGUUCUCUGUGCAUCCUGCAUUUGGCCUAAAGUUAUCAUCGUCGUCAUCUGAUGACCGCACACUCACAAAGCUGGCCAUAGUUGGCAGCCCUGUGGCUUCUUAGGACAGGAUAACUGCAGCCAGGUUGUGGCACUUUGGCAAAAUAACAAAUUCUGCUUAAAAAAAAGGAUUCAACUAAUCUGGUUUUGUCGGACUGGAUUAUUGGAUUUAGAGAGAACGGUUAUACCUCUUUAUCAAACUCGGGGGUUGAUGGCAGAUAUGAUCAUUUUUGGCAUCUACAAUAAGCACAAAAACAUUGCAUUAUAUCUAUAUUUAAAAUGAUUUAAUUACACCAGACCUUGUUGUUACCUUUGGUCAUAUACAUGUUUAAAUAUUUGCACAAAUGUUCACUAUUCAUAAAAUUAAUAAACUAUUAAUAUAUUUACAACAUUGAGGCGUAUCCCAGGAUAAAAGCACUUGCACCCUUUUAAAGAGAAUAAAUUCCGGUAAAUAUAAGUGAUCAGUUUUAAAAAACUGUUAACACUUUGCAUUAAAAGAGGCCAUAAUUCAUAGCAAAAAUACUUUUAAUGGAAAUAAAAUAACAGGAGGCUCUUUCAUUUAGGAAAGUGUUAGAUAUGUUCUGCAGUUCAUACGGACUACAACUUUUAAUAGUUAAAUGCUUCUAUGUUUUAAAAGCCUUAUGAUGAUGUAAUGAGUGUCUACACUAAGAAGAGGCCUUCAUGUGCAGUCUUUUAAUUUUCUCACCUUUCUCUUUCAACACUUGUCCACUUUCUUCUUAUUUUCUAGCUUUCUCUCUCUCUCUCAUUCUUGAGGAGUUUCCUACUUCCGCUACAAUCACCUCCACCUGUAUCAUCAUCAUCUUCCUCUCAUCUGACCCCUCCCGCAUCUUCUCGACCACUCCUCCAUCAGCUCACCCUCCCAUCCGUUAUGAGACAGAGCAGACACGCUGUCCUGGACUCUUUGUAAUAGCACUUCUAUGAACCAAAGCCUUGUUGCUGCUACAGUAGAGAUACUUAUAGCUGCUUUACUUUAGGUGCCUUGUGCUAGUUUAUGAAACGUAUACAUGUAGAUGUUUGAACUGAAGUCUCUGUGUUUGCUUUAUGGUGAAGUCACUAGUAUUAGUGAGUACUUGCAUGGUACUAAGGCUCUACAGAUGAUGGAUGUCGACGCUAGUGAAAAGAUCAUUAGUGCUUGCGCAGGUUACAUUGUUAAAAAAAAAAUCUGAACAAAUAGAAAUGAUUAUCAGUCGAAUGAACAAAUUAUUACCACUUGCACCAAAAAAGAAAUUAAAUGACUUACGUGUAAUACCUAUUUUUCUUGAAGAUGUUUUAUAAAUGUCCAUGAGGGAGUUUGUCUAUGAGUUAUUUCUAUUGUGUUUUUGGUUCAAGGUGUAAAAUCUGUGGUCCAUUACUGUUACAAACUGGAAUGUUUUUUAUUUAUAUAUCCUUUGUAUACUUUCUUUUCUUUGACAUCCCCAGCUAACUGUUUUGUUUUCAACAUUUAUUUCGACUGAACAGUAAAGCCAAGGGGCUCUUAUACUGAUGGACACUGAGAUUAGAUCCUUUUUAUCUCUGAACAACUGAAACAAAGACAAAAUCACUCUUCAUCAACAGAAACUCCUUUAAAAAGUAUCCCUGAGAGAUUAUGUGCUUGUUUAAGCACUUUAAAUAAAAGUCUUAAACAACCAAAUUCAGAACUUCGAAGAAAGUUGAGUGUCUGAAUUCACACUGGUCUUCAUUGGACGUUUGGCUGUCAUCUAAAACCCUGCCGGCUAAAUAACAUUUGAUACGCAAGUAAUCCUAAUCAUUUUAAACCUAAACUGAAAUGUGAUGUCUGAAAGCGGCGAGGAAGCUGUCAUGUUAAAGCUGGAUGAUAGUUUUUAUUUUUAUUUUUCAUUUAUUUUUAAUAAGCCAGUUCACUCCCAAGUAUAACCACUGGGUCACGUACCUCCGAGGAUGAAUAUAAUCCAACUGUUGGAACAUUGCCUUGCCUGUUAGAGAACAGACUGCAACAAAUGUGGCCUAUAAGCACUGACCAGUAACCGUGUUACAUUAAUAUGUGAUUAAUUUGCAGAGGAAGAAAAAAAAAAGAAUAUUACUGGAUCUUAAAAUGGGAUUUGAAAGGCACCAACCAAGGAUUAACACAUUUCUCAAUGUGAAGAUAGUCAAAACUGGUUUAUUUUAUUCUGAAUUUAAAGGCACUCUUUGUAGCAAUACCAUGUCCGACCACAAGGGGGUGUUUAUCUCCACAGUGUUGAGAUGAGCGCCACUUGAUAAUACUGUGCUAAAGUUUAGCAUGUCUUGCAAUACCACGUUCUGACACUAGAGGUGCACUUCUUUGUGUCUUACGCCACUGGACUGACGGUUAACUUUCUUGUGACAUGCUGCCCCCACGUGGUCACAAUUGGCAUUUGUUGCAUAGAGAGGCUUUAAAAGAAGUAUCAGGCAAGAAGGUGAAGCUUUAGAUUUAAACAUCACUUACUUUUGUUAUGAUUGCAGUCGUUCCUUGGAAGCUAGUAUUGGCACAAAGCCACAACUUUACAAAAAAAUCAUGAAUCUACAGUCACUGUAAUACUUUGUAUGUACAUUAGAGACUGUGAUACCUUUUCUUUCUUAUUUUGGGAGACAAUAUUUGAGUCUUUCUAAAAUCCAGACUAAGUUGAGAUAAAACACUAUGUAUCUGUUUCUAUGUAUGUAUGCAUAGCUUUACACGAAAAUGGAUUUCUGUGGUGUUGGCUGAUGUUCAGACACACCUCGGCUCCCAGCCGUCUGUGUGAGAAUCGACACUUUGCUGUAGAAACCGUCGAAGCCGUUAAUGGUGAAGUUUAAGGUCUUAUUGUACCCGUUCCUCUCGUCCCCGUCUGUCCCGAUCUUCCCUAAACUGACAGCCUUCACACAGAAUGUCAUUGGUUCUCUUUGGCAAUGUAUUAUUUUAUAGUCAUAUAUAUGUCUAUAAUCGGUGGUAUCUAUAAAAUGUUGUACACUCGAAUAUAUGAACAAUAUAUUGAUGUAGUUAUGUCAAUGUACAGUUUUUGGGGUCUUUUUGUAUACAGUUUUUAACAGAGUCAUAUCAAGAAUUUACUUGUGUAUGUUUGCCAAUCUGUCUUUAGCUAUCACUGGCAAACUAUUGUACAUUUGCUUGAAAAUAAAGGCCAGAAUUGAAAUUAUGGAGCAAGAAAAAAAAAAAGGUUGAAUUUUUUUUUCCCCUGAUUUGGAUGGUUCAUAUGGUUGCAGUACCAGAAACAGCCACAAGGAGGCAGUAGAGUACUAGAUGUGGGAUAUUUCCUUAAGCUGUAAGAGUUGUAAAAUACAACACACCUGAAGAUUUAUAAACGGACAAGGUGAGGGAUGAAAAAACAGCCACAAAGUGCAGAGCUUCCGGCUGUAACAACCUGUACACAUGCAUGUUGUUCCAAACUGGCAGUUUUGUUGGAAAAUAUACUUGAGAAAAGAUACUUGAGAAAUGGUUGAAUCAGAAUUUUCACAUUGCAAAUGUUCCCCAAAAGCCGCUCCAGGGCGACUGUCUGCGCCAUCUGAGGCCGUCAACAAGAUUAGGAUGGAGGUUUGGGAAUCGAUUGGUUUCCCGUCACCCUUUUCACUUCUCAUCUGUGCUGAUCUCCACGUCCUCUCCUCUACAGCUGGCAGCAGAUGAGACCUGCGAGUGUGUCUGACAAGGAUGGAGAAAUAUCUAGGGCAAGACAGCCAGAGGUAAAAUCAUGGAAAAAAGGGAGGGAAGAAAAAACCUGCACAGAUGAAAAGAUGGUGAGAUUUGGCAGGG
Cololabis saira (Pacific saury) is the source of this 9627-nucleotide messenger RNA. It is a transcript of the gene atp11a, whose product is annotated as ATPase phospholipid transporting 11A. The record is from RefSeq and is a predicted model, not a curated record. NCBI's taxonomy places the organism in Eukaryota, Metazoa, Chordata, Actinopteri, Beloniformes, Belonidae. Gene Ontology annotation, cellular component: trans-Golgi network; endoplasmic reticulum; plasma membrane. Gene Ontology annotation, molecular function: ATP hydrolysis activity; ATPase-coupled intramembrane lipid carrier activity; ATP binding. The transcript has 31 exons. Bases 349 to 3987 code for a protein of 1212 amino acids. Gene Ontology annotation, biological process: phospholipid translocation.